AUGGAGACCAGGGAGGACAAAUCCCCACAGCAGAACCUUGUGGAAGAGGCUGUUUUGAGCAGCGUCACAGCACAGGAAUCCAACAGGGAAGAAAAGCCCUGGAGAUCCCUCACGAGGAGGGGCUGCAAACGCAGAUCAUGGGGAUCUGAGGAGGAAAGACCCACCCUGGGCCGAGGAGACGGCCGGAGCUCAGAGCUGAGGGUCGAUGAGCAGCAACAGAGAUCCAACCUGAUCCGCCACAUGAGAAUCCACACGGGGGAGAGGCCCUACAUAUGCGAGGAGCAUGGGAAGAGCUUCAGCCGGAGAUCCAACUUGACUGUCCUCCUGAGGAGCCACACCGGGGAGAGGCCCUACAAGCACCAGUGCACUCACACAGAGGAAAGGCCCUUCUACUGCCCUGACUGUGGGAAAGGCUUCAAGUACAACUCCUAUCUUGUCAGCCACCAGCACAUGCACACCCAGGAGAAGCCCUGUGAGUCUCCCAAGUGUGGGAAGAGAUUCACCCAGAAGUCGAACCUGAUUGUCCACAAGAGGAUCCACACUGGCGAGAGGUCUUACGAGUGUGAGGAGGAGGGCUUCAGGGACAACUCCACCCUCGUGAUCCACCAGCGCACCCACUCCAGGGAGAGGCCCUAUGAGUGUCCAGAGUGUGGGAAGAGCUUCUCACAGAGCUUCAUCUUGAGCAGACACCAACAGAGCCAGCACAAAGGGAAGCCCUGCAAGUGCCCCGCAUCCAGGGAGAGUUUCAUGCGCUCCUCCAGCUCCAUCCCCCAUGGGAUCCACACUGGAUGA
Messenger RNA from Melospiza georgiana, 792 nucleotides. RefSeq names its product zinc finger protein 774-like. Gene Ontology annotation, molecular function: DNA-binding transcription factor activity, RNA polymerase II-specific; RNA polymerase II cis-regulatory region sequence-specific DNA binding. Lineage: Eukaryota; Metazoa; Chordata; Aves; Passeriformes; Passerellidae. The record is from RefSeq and is a predicted model, not a curated record. The transcript has 4 exons. Gene Ontology annotation, biological process: regulation of transcription by RNA polymerase II. The coding region runs from base 1 to 792 and encodes 263 amino acids.